Messenger RNA from Magnolia sinica, 2778 nucleotides. Its product is annotated as rho guanine nucleotide exchange factor 8-like. The coding region runs from base 599 to 2257 and encodes 552 amino acids. NCBI's taxonomy places the organism in Eukaryota, Viridiplantae, Streptophyta, Magnoliopsida, Magnoliales, Magnoliaceae. The record is from RefSeq and is a predicted model, not a curated record. Gene Ontology annotation, molecular function: guanyl-nucleotide exchange factor activity. The transcript has 7 exons.
CAAAUACAUAGACGCUUAGAUUGUGAGUUGAAUAAAUGAGAAAUGAAUUUGCUUGUCUGGUCACCAUUUCGUAAAUGGCAAUAAACUCGCAUUCUAGUACUACAAAUGCUUGCCAGCACAUUCCAACUAAAAACAGGAGUCGUCGUCUUUCCGGACGUUGUUUCCCGGGCAUUUUGCCAGCCGUUACCUUCAAAAACAAACCCCACUUUUUAAUCCUCACCGCCCUUUAAACAACCCCCAAAAAAACAGCUCUCUCUCUCUCUCUCUAACAGAGAGACAUGCACCCCACGUUUCAUUGAUCCCGAAGGAACUAAAAAAAAAAGCCUAAAAACCAACAAAGGAAAUCUCCUCAUUGGUGCAAUUCACCCAAGGAAAAAGAAGAAGUCUAAAAGCUUUUCUUUUUUCUUCUUUUUUUCAAACUGUAAGCCUCCAAAGCCAUUUGGGUUUCUUCCCUUUCUCUAUCUUUUUCUAUUGAAAUUCCCUCCCCCACCAAAAUUCAAAGCUUUCCUUCCAUUUCUAAGAUUCUUCGCAUUCAUGAGUCUUCUCUCCCCUUCCUUUUUUCUUUAGUAGCUCUGUGAAAAUAAAGAAGUUUAAAAAAAUGGUUCGGGCCCUUGAUCGUGGACACAGCAAUCAGAAGCUGGUUUCAGGGAAAGGGCUAUACGAUGUCUCCGGACGGCACUCACACAACUUGAUAAUGGAGAAUGGGGAUGUGGAAGCCGAUGAGAAGGCGCCGUCCAAGAGUUGUAGAAUAUCCGACCGCUCCUUGGAGAACCGAUCGGUUGGAUGGGCGCUUGGACUGUCUGAUCAGGCUUCCAAAUCAAGAUUGGGGAAGGAUGGGGACGCGGGUGGCAGAGACCGGGUACAUUCAGAUGUGGAUCUCAUGAAGGAGAGGUUUGCAAAGUUGCUAUUGGGUGAAGAUAUGUCGGGUGGAGGGAAGGGCGUGUCAUCAGCUUUGGCAUUGUCAAAUGCCAUUACCAACCUAGCCGCUUCUGUUUUUGCCGAACAACGGCGUUUGGAACCCAUGCCUGCUGAUAGGAAAGCAAGAUGGAGAAGAGAAAUUGACUGGCUUUUAUCCGUCACAGAUCACAUUGUUGAAUUCGUUCCUUCCCAACAGAAAUCUAAGGACGGAACGUGUAUGGAGAUUAUGAUGACUCGGCAACGGAUUGAUCUGCACAUGAACAUCCCUGCCCUGCGUAAGCUCGAUGCCAUGCUCAUCGACUAUCUCGAUAACUUCAAGGACCAGAACGAGUUCUCGUAUGUAAAGAGAGAUAGCGAUGAGGCCGACAAAGGAAACGCUCAACAGAGGCAGGGUGACAAAUGGUGGCUUCCCCAAGUCAAGGUCCCGCCAGGGGGCCUUUCUGAUGUCUCAAGAAAAUGGCUUCAAUUUCAAAAGGAAUCCGUUAACCAAGUACUCAAAGCAGCCAUGGCUAUAAAUGCUCAGGUUCUAUCAGAAAUGGAGAUCCCCGAAGCCUAUAUUGAAUCCCUUCCCAAGAAUGGACGAAUGAGCCUUGGAGACUCCAUAUACCGAAGCAUAACAGUCGAGUACUUUGACCCUGUACAAUUCCUAUCGACACUUGAUCUGUCAACAGAACACAAGAUCCUCGAUGUCAAGAACCGAAUUGAGGCUUCCAUCGUUAUUUGGCAGAGGAAGAUGAACAGCAAAGAUGGGAAAUCUUCCUGGGGUUCAGCAGUGAGCAUGGAGAAGAGGGAGCUCUUCGAAGAAAGAGCGGAGACCAUCUUGGUACUUCUCAAGCAGAGAUUUCCUGGCAUUCCUCAAUCCGUCCUCGACAUAAGCAAGAUCCAAGAAAACAAGGAUGUUGGACAGUCUAUUCUAGAGAGCUACUCAAGGAUACUAGAAAGCUUAGCUUUCACAGUCAUGUCCCAAAUCGACGAUGUCCUCUACGCCGACUCUCUUACUCAAAACCCAUCGCUAUCAAAAUUGAAAUCGAACAAACGAACGGCGUUAUCCGAUAUGCCAGUGAAGGGGCCAGUCAAGUUCCCAAACCCUGGAGAAGAGAUAGAGAAGCUAAAUGCUAUGGGAACCCCCAAAUCAAUGACACUCUCAGAUUUCAUGGGUUGGCAUUUGGAUCAAGAGACAGAGAUAAAGAAGGAAUCCAACAAUUUGGAAGACAUAUUGAACUCCGCGGACAUGAAAUUAAUGAACAAGCCUGCUAACAUUGUGACUAACAAGAAGAUUUCUUAUAUAGAGAAGCUUGAGAACUUGGGAGGCUUGAGAAGCCCGACGGCUCGACAUUGAAAAAAAGUUCUAGAGGGAGUUCUAGAGAGAGAGAGAGAGAGAGCUUCAAAUUCCAAUUGUAUCCAUAUUCCAGACUCAUAAGGGUGCGUGCAUUUGGAUGCUUGUGUGAAACGAAUUGCAAUAACCCAAUUCAAUAGAGGAAAUGAUUAAUAUGGAAUGUGGGUCUAGCCUCCAAAUUGAAAUGCAUGGAAUUGCAAUUGGGGGUUUGAUUGUCAUUAAGAUUUAAAACGAUGUACGCCCACUUUGGUCAUUGAGUUCAGUUUUGCAAUUCAAUUCAAUUGAGCAUCCAAACACACCCUCAAAGAGUCAUUGGUUCUGACUGAAAUGUUGUGCUUCCUUCUCUAUGUAGUAGAAGGGGGAGUGCUGCUACACACUGGGUUUGAUGCAUUUGGUUGCGGCUUUCAGUUGUAAUUUCAGUGGCUUUGUAGACCUGUAGCUUCUGAUAUCUAUUGAUUCUGACUUUCUUUUCUACAAUGUGGCUGUUGGUAGUUACAAUUAUUCCCAAAAUGCCCUCAAAGCCA